This is a messenger RNA of Xyrauchen texanus (razorback sucker), 5305 nucleotides long. It is a transcript of the gene nod2, whose product is annotated as nucleotide-binding oligomerization domain containing 2. Gene Ontology annotation, molecular function: protein binding. The transcript has 10 exons. NCBI's taxonomy places the organism in Eukaryota, Metazoa, Chordata, Actinopteri, Cypriniformes, Catostomidae. The coding region runs from base 267 to 3218 and encodes 983 amino acids. The record is from RefSeq and is a predicted model, not a curated record. Gene Ontology annotation, biological process: regulation of apoptotic process.
AUACUUAAUUUAAGGAGAAUAAAAGGCGGGGACACGGGUUAGACAAGGGCGGCUUUUGGCACAAAUGAGGAAAUGAGCUCCUUUAUAUACAGGGCUUGCUACUUGUGCCAAUGCUAAAGCACUGUUAAUGAAUUAUUGAUAUCAUAAUUUGAAUUUAUACGUGUUUCUCUUUAAGUGAUGUGAUUUUUGAUGUCAGGGUUGCAGUUUAGUUCACUUCUGAUUCUGACUGGUGGCUCUGAACCAGCACUCCAAGAUUCAGUUUAAGUAUGAAUGCUCAGCAGCUGGUGCUAAAUCAGAGGGCAGAGCUUCUGGGAGCCCUGUGUGGUGGAGGCAGUGCUGAACCUCUGGACUGUGUUCUGGACCUGCUCCUGGCUUGGGACGUUAUUAUCUGGGAGGAUUACCUAUGCAUUCGAGUUGCAGAGAAACCUCUAUGUUCCAACACCAGACACCUUCUAGAUGUGGUCUAUGAUAAAGGAGAAGAUGCUUGCAGUCUUCUCUUGGCUGCAUUUCACCAGGUCUUACCUGAGGAGCAGAAGGUUGGGCUGUGCUUUGGGAAAGUAUGCCCUGUAAUGGAGAAAAUUAGCCCAUCCACUGCAACUUCCGUAUUAUUAACUGACAGGCCAGUGCUAGUAAGACAGCUUAGAGAUAAUAUUGAUGAAGCAUUGAAUGUUUUAUUGACAACUGGCUGUUUUAACAUCAAGGACUGCGAGGGAGUGCAACUACCUGUAUACACACCCUCACAGAAGGUUCGAAGGCUGUUAGACCAAGUGAGGUUUAAAGGGGAAACUGCAGCAAAGACCUUACUACAGUAUCUAGAGCAAACAGAGCCCACCAAGCCAAAUCCUGAAGAUGAAAAAAUUAAACUUUCUGCUGAAUGUCUGGUCUAUCAGAGGAAACUGCAAAGCUCUGUUGCUGCACAGUCCCACUUUCUUAGCACCUAUGGUGGGACAGGACGUUUCUCCCUGGAUGACAUUUACACGGACGGACAUCUUGAAGUGAUGAAUGGCUCUGGUGAAACUACAACAUUAGGGCUGGAGGAUGUUGUGGGCCCUGUGGGAACACUUAAUGAAGAUGCUGACACUGUGCUUGUGUCUGGGGAGGCAGGUAGUGGCAAAAGCAUAUUGCUUCAGCGACUCCACUUGCUUUGGGCAAGAGAAGCCUUGCUCACAGAUAUAAUUGUGCUUUUCCCGUUCAGUUGUCGCAAGCUCAACGCAGAGCACAGAAAGCUGUCCCUUAAAGAGCUCCUCUUUUUGCACUGCUGCUGGCCUGAUCGAGGUCAGGAAGAAGUUUUCCAGUUUAUCCUAGACCACCCUCAUUUAGUCCUCUUUACCUUUGAUGGGCUUGAUGAGUAUAAACAGGGUUUUACAGAUGAAGAACGUCACUGCUGCCCCACUCAGAAAUUACCUAUACCUAUUUUGCUUUUCAACCUUUUGCAGGGGACACUAAUGAAGGGUGUUAAGAAGGUGGUCACCAGCAGGCCACAGGCUGUCGGCCCAUCGCUGAAACGCUAUCUACGCAAAGAAGUGCUCCUAAAGGGGUUUUCCCCCGAGGAUAUUAACUGCUUUGUGAAGAAACAUCACAAUGACCCUGCUUUGGCUAAACGAGUCAUAGAAUCCCUGCAGGGUAAUACAACAUUGCUAGGCCUUUGCCACAUCCCAGUCUUCUGCUGGAUUGUGACCAAGUGCCACCAUGAGCUUCUGGGUGGUGAGGAUGGUAUUCCUCAGACUAUCACUGAUGUCUACCUCCUGGUCUUACAGCAUUUCUUCCAGCGGAAGUCACCUCAUCCCCAAGGAGCUCUGGGUAAGGGCUGGUUGGAGGAACACAUGGACACAGUGAUAAGACUUGGACAACUGGCUUUGGAAGGUCUAAAAGCCUCUUGUUAUGUGUUUUCAGGAUAUGAGCUGCAAAGAAAUGGGGUCACAGAACAGGAUGUCAGUAUAGGUUUUCUCAUUUACUGCAAUGACUUGUCUGUGACAGACUGCAAACGCUAUGAAUUUCUGCAUAUCACCUUACAGUGUUUCUUUGCUGCUCUGUAUAUCACUCUAAAUUGUAACAAUGAUCGUUCUGUUAUCCCAAAUCUCUUUCGGUGUCAGGAUAGGCAGAUGUCAGGCCGGUCUCAUAUGUGUCUGGGACAUUGUAUUGAUCGCUCAGUUGAGGAUGAGGUAAAACCAAACAUGGCAGAGAUACCAAACCUCCAGAUUACAGCUCAGUUUGUUUCAGGCCUAUUAUCACAGCGGCACCAUAACCUCCUCCUUGACUGCUGUCCUGCUGCUCUACGAGAACGUAAGGUCAAGCAAGUAGUGAAGUCCUUGUCUAAAGGGAUGCAGAGACAUUUCAAGUCCAUUCCUCGUCCUGUAGAGGGUGAAAAGAAGAGCAUGCAUGCCAUGCCAAGUUUUGUUUGGCUCAUUAAAUGUAUUUAUGAAAUGCAAAACAACACAAUUGCUCAAGAAGCCAUGGCUAAGUUGGAGGUUGAACACCUGAAGCUCACCUACUGUAACAUUGGACCUGUGGAGUGUACUGCAUUGACGUACGUGCUGAGACACCUGCAGAAUCCUGUUGGCCUUCAGCUGGACAACAAUUCUGUUGGAGACACGGGCGUGGAGCAGCUUCUUCCAUGUCUACAUAUCUGUCACUCUCUCUAUUUAAGGAACAAUAACAUAUCAGAUGAAGGAAUCCGGAUACUUGUAGAAAAGGCAAUAAACUGUGAAAGCUUCCAGAAAAUAGCACUUUUCAACAACAAGCUUACAGAUGCUUGCACCCAACUAUUAGCUAGGCUGUUGAAAUCAAAGCAGAACUUCAUCUCGUUGAGGCUUGGAAAUAACAACAUCACGUCACAGGGAGCAGAGCAGCUUGCUGAAGGCUUAAGUUGCAACCACUCUUUGCAGUUCCUGGGGUUAUGGGGUAAUAAAAUUGGUGACAGAGGGGCUGAGGCAUUGGCAAAAGCUCUGAAGAAUAAUACAUCACUAAUAUGGUUCAGUCUGGUAGAUAAUGGUGUGGGCAGUGCAGGUGCAUGUGCUCUGGCUGAACUCAUCAGAGAGAGCAAAACUCUGGAGGAAUUAUGGCUAAACAAAAACAGUAUCAGCAGGAAUGGGGUUGAGUGUCUCAUAGAGGCACUGAAAAUGAACUCUAGUGUGAAGGACAUCUGGCUGAGAGGAAAUAAUCUGAGCCCAGAGGAAGAAGAGGAGCUGAGCAAGCAAGAAAGCAGACUGACCUUCUGAGGGCAAGAAGACUCUGUAAUGCCUGCCGCCAAAUACUAUAUUCAAUGCGCAUCAUUGUCCUUUUAAAAUCUCAGAAGUAAAGGUACAGUGGAUAUAAAAAGUCUACACAUCCAUUAAAACAGCAGGUUUUUGCACUUUUAAUGUAAAAAUGACAACCUAUGUAAUGCCACUGAAAACCAAAGAGACAUCUCCGAGAGAGGGGGGAAAAAAAAAACUUAGAAUAACCUAAAUGCAUAUGUGUGCACAUCCCUGAACUAAUACUUAGUUGAAGCACUCAUUGAUUUUAUUACAGCACUCAGUCUGUUUGGAUAAGAGUCUAUAAGCUUGGCACAUCUUGACUAGGGAAUAUUUUCCUACUCUUCCUUGCAAAAAUGUUCCAGAUCUGUCAAAUUGCACGGGCCCUCUUCAGGUCUCCCCAAAGAUUUUCUAUAGAAUUCAGGUCUGAGCUCUGGCUGGGCCAUUCCAAAACAAUAACCCUUUUUUGCUGAAGCCAUUCUUUUGUUGAUUUGGAUGUGUGCUUUGGAUCAUGGUCUUGCUGAAAGGUGAAAGAUCUCUUCAUUUUCAGUUUCUAGCAGACGCCAGAAGGUACUGUGCCAAAACUGACUGGUACUUGGAACUAUUCAUGAUUCCCUCCACUUUCACCUUCCCCAGUUCCAUUUGAAGAAACAGCCCCAAAGCAUGAUGCUGCCACCAUGAUGGUGUUCUUUUGCUGAUGUGCUGUGUUGUUUUUGCACCAAAUUUACCUUUUACAAUUUUGGGCAAAAGUUCAAACUUGGUCUCAUCAGACCAUAACACAUUUCCCCACAUGGUUUUGAGACUGAAUAUAGGUUUUUGCAGGCUUGGAUGUUUUUUUUAUUUUUUCAUCAGAAAAGGCUUGUGUUUUGCCACCCUGCCCCAUAGCCCAGACAGAUGAAGAAUAUGGGAGAUUGUUGUCACAUGUAGGGAGCAACCAGUUCUUGCUAGAAUGAGAUACAGCUCCUUUCAUGUUGCUGUAGGCCUCUUGACAGCCUCCCUGACCACUUUUCUCUUUAUCUUAUCAAUUCUGAAGGGAUGUCCUGUUCUUGAUAAUGUCACUGUUGUGGCAUACUUUCUCCACUUGUUGAUGACUGUCUUCACUGUGUCCAUGUUAUAUCUAACUCCUUGGAAAUUUUUGUAGCCCUCACCUGAGCAAUACCAUUCAACAAUGAGAUCCCAUUGAUGCUUUGUAAGCUUCUUGUGGCCCAUGGCUCUUGUAGUAUCGUGCAACCAAGAUGAUGUCAGAAAAAUCCUACAAGAACAGCUGAGAUUUAUUUGGAGUUAAUCUGCGUCACUUCAGGUGAAGACAGACAUGUACUAUUUCACUUGAUGAUUGAUUGAUUCUGAACACAGCCACGUACCCAGUUAUAAAAGGGUGUGCACACUUUUGUUUUGUUUUUUCUCUCCUCUGAAAUGUGUCACUUUGGUUUUCAGUGGCAUUGCAUAGGUUUUAAUUUUUACAUUAAAGGUGCAAAAAGUCUGAUAUGAUUUAUCUUUGUUUAAUUUUUUACAUCACAAAAACCUGCUGUUUAAAAAAGGGUGUGUAUACAUUUUAUAUCCACUGUAGCGAAGUAGUACAUAAUCAGGGUUACCAAUCAGAAAGAUUCAAAGCACAGAACGAGCACUGAAGCACUUGUCAGGUUGUAUACCAGUUUGCGUUUAUUCUACAGAAUGUGCAAUAUUUCAUAUUUUGUAUUUUAUUUUUGUAUUGUAAACAUGGUUUAUUUAAGGGUCUGUUACUUUUUAAGGGUGGGUUUGUAUUUUUUAAGUGUUUUGAACACAUUUGCUUUACACCAUCCAAUAACUAUAUUUAGUUGCAUUGUAGCCAUGGUUGUAUUUGUUUUUUCCUUUUCUCACAAAAUAACAUGGAAGGGGAAAAGUUACUCUAUUGUUCACAGAUUAAGAGAUUUAUUUGUGCAAAACAUGCUGCAAAAAAUUCAAAUAACAAGCCAAAUAUAUUUUCUGUUACAUUUAACUGAAACACGCAUGAUAUUUUCAGUAUGCAUUCAGAAUCAGAUUUACAUGUAUAGCGUUAGGGAAUAAACUGCACAACCUGUCAAACAGCCAGUUCC